Molecule: messenger RNA, 1518 nt
Organism: Daldinia caldariorum
Lineage: Eukaryota; Fungi; Ascomycota; Sordariomycetes; Xylariales; Hypoxylaceae
Product: peptidase S28
Exons: 1
Coding region: 1-1518 (505 amino acids)
Biological process (GO): proteolysis
Molecular function (GO): serine-type exopeptidase activity; dipeptidyl-peptidase activity
Source: RefSeq, a predicted model, not a curated record
AUGGAGCUUGGUCCAAUUGACGAAGUCACCGUACUAGAAGCUGGCAAUGGCACCGCUGGUUGGGGUACUUUCCCCCAGCUACUCGAUCAUUCCAACCCUGAUCUCGGCACUUUCGAGCAGAGAUAUUGGUACGGAGCGAAGUACUGGAAGGGACCUGGGUCGCCAAUCAUUUUUGUCAAUCCAGGCGAACAGGCCGCUGAUAACUUCAAUAAAUCCUAUACUACAAGCCAGCGUCUUACUGGACUUCUAGCAGAGAAGCUCGGCGGUGCAGUUGUCAUUCUCGAGCACCGAUAUUGGGGCGAUUCAUCUCCAUUUGACAGCCUGACUACCGAGAACCUCCAAUACCUUACCCUCGAGAACUCUAUCAAGGACAACACCUAUUUCGCCAACAACUUCGAUGCGCCCUUUGACAAGACUGGAAAAAGUCGUGCAAAGGAUGCCCCUUGGAUCUUUACUGGUGGCAGUUAUCCCGGCGCAUUGGCCGGGUGGGUUGCUGCCAAAGACCCUGGUACUUUCUGGGCGUAUUAUGGCACCAGCGGAGUGGUCGAAGCUAUUGGGGACUUCUGGCAAUAUUUCGUUCCCGUCCUGGAAGCGACGCCCAAAAACUGCAGCUCCGACUUGACUACUGUCAUCGAUUACGUCGACUUGGUUCUCCUGACCGGCAGCCCCAGGGAGAAAGCCAAGCUAAAGGACAAGUUCAAGCUGGGCAACCUGAAGGAUGCCGACUUCGCUGCGGCGCUUGAGAACGGCCCAUGGACAUGGCAGUCGGGCCAGUUUUACUCGAGCAGCGUCCUUGGAUACAACCCUUACUACCGAUUCUGCGACUACAUCGAGAAUGUUUGGCCGAACUCUACUAAUCCUGUGCCUGGUCCUAAGGGAGUUGGCUUGACCAAGGCCUUGAACGGCUAUGCGAAAUGGUUUACGGAGAUCGGACUACCAGGAACCUGCGAGGGUUACGGGUACUUCAAAGGCGAAAACAACACCGAGUGUUUCCAGUCGCUGAAUGCCUCCAACCCUAUAUACCACGACCUUUCACCGCGCAACGCCGGCAACCGUCAAUGGAACUGGAUGUUGUGUAACGAGCCUUUCGAGUACUGGCAAGAUGGUGCCCCUAUCGGCCGACCCAGCAUCGUCUCACGUCUCGUUAACAAAGCUUACUGGCGCUCGCAAUGCGCGCUCUGGUUCCCGGAAAGAGAGUACGGUCUUGCUAAGGGCAAGUCUGCAGAGGAUGUGAACAAGUACACCGGCGGCUGGUUCGAGACCAAUGUUACGCGACUGAUGAUGACCAAUGGUCAGUGGGAUCCGUGGCGCGAUUCAACUCUCUCUUCCAAGUUCCGCCCUGGCGGUCCUAAGGAGAGCACCCCUGAAUUCCCUAUCCGACUCGUGGAACAGGGUACGCAUUGCUCUGACUUGUAUGGCCAGAACUGGGCCGUCAACCCCGGCGUUAAAGCUAUUGCCGAUGCGCAGGUUGCCAACAUGGCAGAGUGGGUGCAGGAAUUCUAUGACCAGAAGAAGUAG